Molecule: messenger RNA, 3302 nt
Organism: Manihot esculenta (cassava)
Lineage: Eukaryota; Viridiplantae; Streptophyta; Magnoliopsida; Malpighiales; Euphorbiaceae
Product: beta-galactosidase 15
Exons: 20
Coding region: 795-3224 (809 amino acids)
Biological process (GO): carbohydrate metabolic process
Cellular component (GO): cell wall; vacuole
Molecular function (GO): beta-galactosidase activity; carbohydrate binding
Source: RefSeq, a predicted model, not a curated record
CUGCUAACCCUUUUCAGUUUUCUCUCCUAACUUCUAAGGGACCCAAUCCCCCUCUGCCGGCAAACGAAAUUAAAUUAAAUUAAAUUGAAAAAAGGGGAAAUGAUGAGUGUAAUACCUAAUAAAUCAUAAAUCAAUGAUCCUAAGCAAACCGAUACCGUUUAGACGACGGAUGGAGUACAAUGACUUUGGAGGGUGUUUUGGACAAAGUAAGCUCGGAGUUUUCUCGUUCAGCGAGUAACCUGAUCCUGAAAAUCAAAUAAGAGCUUCGCAAUUGGAAGCAAGUUUUCUUCGAAAACAAAUAAUCUCUGCACGUAAAGAAAACAAAACAAUGAGUAGAGGAAGUGGAGGUGGAUACGAUCGCCAUAUCACCAUCUUCUCCCCUGAUGGUCGACUCUUUCAAGUCGAAUAUGCGUUUAAGGCAAUGAAGGCAGCAGCCAUCACUUCGAUCGGAGUUAGAGGGAAGGAUUCUGUCUGUGUUGUCACGCAGAAGAAAGUUCCGGACUUCAGUUCAACAAGCACGGAAUGAGGCAGUUGAGUGUCUUUUCGUUUCAGAUAUGGAUAUGAAAUGCCUGUGGAUGUAUUGGCCAAAUGGAUUGCUGAAAAAUCACAGGUUUACACACAGCAUGCUUACAUGGGAGCCCUUGGAGUUGUUGCCAUGGUUUUGGGUAUUGACGAGGAGAAUGGACCUCAACUUUACAAGUGUGAUCCAGCUGGCCACUUUUAUGGGCACAAGGCUACCAGUGCUGGAUUGAAAGAACAAGAGGCUAUCAAUUUCUUGGAAAAGAAAAUGAAAAAUGACCCAGCUUUCCCUUAUUAGGAAACUGUGCAGAGCAAUAACCAUUGAUGGAAAACGCAGAGUUUUGCUCUCUGGCUCUAUUCAUUAUCCAAGAAGCACAGCUGAGAUGUGGCCUGAUCUCAUAAGGAAAUCAAAAGAAGGAGGACUAGAUGCCAUUGAAACAUAUGUUUUCUGGAAUGCUCAUGAGCCAACUCGUCGCCAAUAUGAUUUCAGUGGUAAUCUUGAUCUCGUAAGAUUCAUCAAGACUAUUCAAGCUGAAGGAUUAUAUGCUGUUCUUCGUAUUGGACCUUAUGUUUGUGCUGAAUGGAAUUAUGGAGGGUUUCCUGUAUGGCUUCACAACUUACCUGAUGUUGAGCUGAGAACUGCAAACAAAGUGUUCAUGAAUGAGAUGCAAAACUUCACAACGUUGAUUGUAGAUAUGAUGAAACAAGAAAAGCUUUUUGCAUCUCAGGGUGGUGGUCCAAUUAUUAUUGCUCAGAUCGAGAAUGAAUAUGGGAAUGUCAUGGGUCCAUAUGGAGCAGCAGGAAAGGCAUAUCUUGAUUGGUGUGCUAAUAUGGCGGAUUCUCUUCACAUUGGAGUCCCAUGGAUUAUGUGCCAACAAAGUGAUGCUCCACAGCCAAUGAUCGACACCUGUAAUGGCUGGUAUUGCGAUUCAUUCACACCCAAUAAUCCCAAUAGCCCAAAAAUGUGGACAGAGAAUUGGACAGGGUGGUUUAAGAGUUGGGGUGACAAAGAUCCACUUAGAACUGCUGAAGAUCUUGCCUUUUCUGUUGCUAGAUUCUUCCAAACUGGAGGCACUUUCCAAAAUUACUACAUGUACCAUGGUGGGACUAAUUUUGGGAGAACAGCUGGUGGUCCAUAUAUCACCACCACUUAUGAUUACAAUGCACCUAUUGAUGAAUAUGGAAAUUUGAAUCAACCAAAAUGGGGACAUUUGAAGCAGCUUCAUGACGUCUUGCAUUCCAUAGAAGAAACUCUCACUCAUGGCAACAUUUCCACAAUAGACUAUAACAACUCUGUCACUGCAACUAUUUAUGCAACUGAGAAAGGGUCCAGCUGCUUUUUGGGAAAUGCAAAUGCCACUUCAGAUGCCACAGUUGACCUCCAUGGAACUAAAUACACAGUUCCUGCAUGGUCUGUUAGUAUCCUUCCUGAUUGCAAAAGUGUUGCUUACAAUACUGCGAAGGUGAAAACACAAACUACAGUAAUGAUAAAGAAAAAGAACCAAGCUGAGGAUGAACCAUCAUCUCUUAAAUGGUCAUGGAGGCCAGAGAACAUUCAUAACACUGUACGCCUGGGGAAGGGGCAUUUUCAAACUCACCAACUUCUUGAUCAGAAAGAUGCAGCUAAUGACGCUAGCGAUUAUCUGUGGUACAUGACAAGUGUGCACCUUAAGAAAAAUGAUCCAAUUUGGAGUGAUAAUAUGACUCUUCGAGUUAAUGGCAGUGGUUACAUUCUUCAUGCGUAUAUUAAUGGAGAAUAUCUUGGUUCUGAAUGGGCUAAAUAUGGAAUUUUCAAUUAUGUCUUUGAAAAGAGUGUAAAGCUGAAACCAGGGAGAAACUUGAUCAGUUUACUCAGUGUAACAGUUGGAUUACCGAAUUAUGGUGCCAUGUACGAUUUGAUAGAAGCUGGUGUUGUGGGUCCAGUUGAAUUGGUUGGAUAUAAGGGUGAUGAGAGAAUAGCUAAAAGUUUAUCUGCAAAUAAAUGGUCAUACAAGAUUGAUUUGAAUGGGUUGGACAAUCAACUUUACAGUUUGGAUUCAUCUCAUGCUUCUAAAUGGCAAGAAGGUGAUCUUCCCACAAACAGGAUGAUGACUUGGUACAAGGCUACCUUCAAAGCUCCACUAGGGAAAGAUCCUGUUGUACUAGAUUUGGAUGGUAUGGGGAAGGGUUUUGCUUGGGUAAAUGGUCAUAACAUUGGUAGAUAUUGGCCAAGUUAUCUUGCUGAGGAGGAUGGUUGUAGCACUGAGGCAUGUGAUUACAGAGGUCCUUAUGAUAACAACAAAUGUGUCUUUAAUUGCGGGAAGCCAACCCAAAGAUGGUAUCAUGUUCCUCGUUCGUUUAUUGAAAACGAUGUAAACACCUUAAUUCUAUUUGAAGAAUUUGGUGGCAACCCAGCAAGAGUAAAUUUCCAAACUGUUUCAGUAGGUUCAGUAAGUGGAAGUGUCAUUGAAGGAGAUACAAUUGAAUUAUCAUGCCAUGGCCAACCAAUUUCAGCAAUUGAAUUUGCCAGUUUUGGUGAUCCUCAAGGCACACCUGGGUCCUUUUCCAAAGGAAGUUGUGAAGCAUCAAAAAAUGCAGUGUCAAUCAUUGAAAAGGCAUGUGUUGGCAAGGAGAACUGCAAAAUUGAAGUUUCUAAAAAUGUGUUUGGAUCCACUAAUUGUGAGAGUAGUCAUGUCAAUACUCUAAUUGUGGAAGCUCUAUGUUAAUAGGUAGUAGUUUAGUAUUUUUUUUUUUCUUCUCUAUGUAGUAUGUAGAUAGUUUCCAAAUAAAUAAAUAAAAUUCAA